Penicillium mononematosum is the source of this 510-nucleotide messenger RNA. RefSeq lists its product as uncharacterized. NCBI's taxonomy places the organism in Eukaryota, Fungi, Ascomycota, Eurotiomycetes, Eurotiales, Aspergillaceae. The record is from RefSeq and is a predicted model, not a curated record. The transcript is spliced from 2 exons. Bases 1 to 510 code for a protein of 169 amino acids.
AUGUUGCCCACCGAAGCAACGUCAACCACCCCAUCCCCAAAGAAAAAGCCCGAGUUGGGUGAUUUCACUGCCGGUGAAAUGAAAAUGAUUAUGGCCAGCGUCCUGUGCAUUGCCGGAAGGCUUGACACUGACAAGCUGGGAAAACUGACCGGCAACAAGAGAAAGUCCGCAGCUAGUCGUUUCCCCUCAAUCAAACGCAAGCUCGAAAAGAUGUUUGAGGAAGAGCUGGACACCCUAGACGACCAGAAUGACCCCAACGCCAAGGAAAAGUCUCCAGCCAACAGCCGUGCAAAGAAACGCCGUGAGAAAGUCGUUGAAGAACAGCACAAGCCCGAAGUUGAUAUUAAGGUUGAGCCUAAAUUGGGGGAGAGCACCAGCACCGACAGCACCUCGAAGGUCAAGGCCGAGUCUGGACAGAGUAUCGACAGUCCCGUCAAGGUGGAGUCGGACUCUGACUCUGCGAAGAGUGUCGAUACUUCCUUCAAGAUCAAGCUUGAACCUACCGACUAA